Echinostoma caproni is the source of this 300-nucleotide messenger RNA. The record is from the annotation of a GenBank genome assembly. NCBI's taxonomy places the organism in Eukaryota, Metazoa, Platyhelminthes, Trematoda, Plagiorchiida, Echinostomatidae.
AUGCAGAAGCUCGAAAACUUUGCUCGAGACUACAAUUCUAAAGCAGUCAUGGCAGAACAAAACGAGGACGCUAUUCGUGACGCGUUUAUAAGCAGUGCCGCUUACGACCAAGCUAAAGCUCUCGAUCUGGCUCAGCAGCGGUCUCAGACAUUCGUCGAAGCUACUCCUUCAAUCUACACUUCCGCUGUGAGUGCUCUAAAUCAGACACCUGAGAAACUGGCUGCAUCCCGAACAAGUUGCUACUUUUGUGGUUAUGAUCGACAUCCUCGUCACAAAUGUCAUACGAAAGAUACAACUUAA